Molecule: messenger RNA, 1333 nt
Organism: Apis laboriosa (Himalayan honeybee)
Lineage: Eukaryota; Metazoa; Arthropoda; Insecta; Hymenoptera; Apidae
Product: protein big brother-like
Exons: 3
Coding region: 238-996 (252 amino acids)
Biological process (GO): regulation of transcription by RNA polymerase II
Cellular component (GO): nucleus; core-binding factor complex
Molecular function (GO): transcription coactivator activity; sequence-specific DNA binding
Source: RefSeq, a predicted model, not a curated record
ACUGAGACGCCGCACGGUGCAGUUGAUACUCGCGUAAUUCGGCGCUCGGUGCAAAUUCCGAUUUAUUAUAUAUUCUUGUGAAAUCGUCCAAUCGAGUCCAUACCGUACCAUUGCGAGAACGGAAGAGCAGUGCCAACAAACUAGAAACGUGUCCCUAGAUUGGAUCGAUCUUCCAAACGAUCUUUGAUUUUUUUUUUUUUUUUGCUCAUUCGUUCCUCGAACGAUACCCCGUGCAAAAUGAUGCACACUAUGAGCGAACACACCGGUGGCACUGGAGGAUUGGGCGUCAGCGUGCUCCCAUUCGAUGGGAUGGGAUUGUUCGAGCAACAACGGCCCAGAUUCCUCUUCAAGAUGCCUAAGGUGGUACCCAAUCAGAAGGCCAAGUUUGAAACUGAGGAGUUAUUUAGGAGGCUGAGUCGCGAGAGCGAGGUCAGAUACACCGGCUACCGAGAUAGACCAGUCGAGGAACGCCAAGUGCGCUUUCAAAAUGGUUGCCGGGAAGGUUAUACGGAGAUCGCGUUCGCUGCGACGGGCACCAAUCUCCAGCUAGUUUUCGGCAACGCGUCCGGAAAUUACGGCGGCGACAUAAAUGAUUGCGAUUUUGAGAAGGAGCGCGGCAAGGUACACCUGAGAUCCCGGCUGAUCAUGAACGGCGUGUGCGUGAUGUGGCGCGGAUGGAUCGAUCUCGAGAGGUUGGACGGCGUCGGUUGUCUCGAGUAUGACGAGAAACGCGCCGCCGAAGAGGACGCCCUACUCCGGGACCAGCUCGAGCGUUACAACCAACGCGUGCGCGAUUUUGACGAGAAGCAACGGGCUUACAGGAGCUCGGCCGCACAGCCGCCACACUUGAACCACCAUCACCACCACCAUCAUCACCACGGUCAUCACGGCCACCACGUGACGGGGGCAGCGGCGGGGACUACGGGCACCAUCGAGGCCACCCACCUCACCCACCGCCAGGAUCCAGAGAUGGAGGUGAGGCUGAGGGCUUACUGAGGCAGCGAGAAGGCCGCCACCACCGAGACCAGUUGAGCUCUUUUCAAUCUGGGAGCGACACUCCGCUUCCUCGAGGAGAAAAAAAAGAAGAGGAAGAGGAAGAGGAAGAGGAGGGACGAAGAGUCGCGAGAGGAGAAGAGAGGAAUAUUUGAACGACGAUUCGUUCGGAUGGAUGGAUGGAUGGAUCUGUGGGCAGAUGUCUGUGAUGAGAGAAGAAUGAUCGUUUUAUUCAUUAUAUGUAUAUUGUUUCUUGAAUUUUGAUUCAUUUUUUUUUUUUCAAGUAGAUUCGAUAAAGGAAUCUUAAAAUUAUUUAAAAUUUAUUUAAAUUAUUUUUGGG